AUGAUGUUGAUCAUGGAGAAGUUGACGGACAAGCCGAAUUGGCACGAAAAAGUGUUUGACGAGGCCAUUGUCCAGAAGUGGCGGGAUGAGGCUAAGACGCAGUCGGAGAAUGGGCUCUACUCAAGGAUCAUGGAGGGAAAGACGCAUUGGAAUGAAAUUCCUAUGCCCCAAUCGCGUAUUAUCUCGGAGGAGGUUUUUGAGUUUUGCAUUGCUGAGUUGCGCAACAAAGCCCCCUACUUUGUCAAGACUGGUCUGAUACCUACUCUUGACUCGGAUGGCAAUGCCAUUGUCAAGUCUGAUAAUUUGAUGAGCGCUGAGCUUCGCGAUGAGCUGAAGCAAGCGUUUGAGACACUCCGAGCGGACCAGGUUGGAAAUGUGGAUUGGCAUCCUGGAACCAACGAUAUGGUGCAGAACCUGGCCCAUCCUUCCAUGUACCCCUUCGUCUAUAACCGAUCCAGCUUUAUUCUGGAAGAACAGGUCAACAAGGAAAACGCCUUGGACUUUGUUGGCAAAGGCGAACUUGUACCCGAAAUAACUCGCCUUGCCGACUUUGGGGGAAGAUUUGUCAACGUCUGUUGGAGACCGGAAGACCGAGGGACUGUCCCUCCUGAGUAUCGGUCAAGCCAAUAUCAGUGGCUGCCAGCCAAUGUUGCAUUCCGCGAGGACGGGUCAACCGAAUUUACCAGCUACAUCAAUAAUCUGCACCCAGGAAAAUACCCAGCCAUAUACAAGGCGAUUGAGCAUGCUAUUGACACCGCCAUACCAGCAUGGGAUCAGUGCCUUAAGGAGGAUAUCAAAUUCGACAAAAGUGUUACUGCGGGAAGAAACGAGUCGCGAUUCGAAUUUAUUUCCGAGGCAGAUGAUGAUGACGAAGAUUUGUGGACAAAGUCGAUGAGGUAUAAACGACCGAGAGAGUUUAGAUAUAAUUACUUGAAUCGGUACCGGUAUGGCAAGCCACCACAACCGAGUAGGGGCGAGACUCUCCUUCCUGGCAAAUGGGUUGAGGGCCGAGAUGCUAUUCUCCCGGAGCCAAAGGAGUUCGAGGAGAUAGAUUACACUCCUCCGCAGAGGAUUCAGGAGAAGUUUAAGGAGCACGGGCUGCAGGUUAUUGUGAAAAUGGCCAGCAUCGAGCUGACUCCUGAGAAGCCUCACUUUCCAGCUGGAUCAUGGCAUGUUGAAGGGCAGAUGAACGAGAGAAUAUGCGCUACGGCUCUGUUCUAUCUUGAUAGCGAGAACGUGACGGACAGCCAUCUGUCGUUUCGCAUGCAGACGUCGGCCUGGCUGAGUGACAGCAUUUCGACUGGCCAAGACAAUUACAACUGGCUGGAGCGAGUGUUUGGCACUCGCCUUGGGCAUGGGGGAUCUUGCAUCCAGAACUAUGGAGAUGUCAAGACAUGCGAGGGGCGAGUCCUUGCUUUCCCAAACGUAUACCAACAUCGGGUCUCAUCAUUCCGUCUCAAGGAUGAGACCAAGCCAGGGCACAGAAGGUUUUUGGCACUCUGGCUUGUCGACCCUCAUGAGCGCAUCGUGUCUACUGCCAAUGUGCCGCCCCAGCAGAAGGACUGGUGGACGGAGGCUUCAAAGGCGGCAGAGGAUAGUCAGGGGGAGAUUCCUGGCAGUCUUAUGACGGUGGAGGAGGCUCAAGAGCACCGAGUGAAGCUGAUGCACGAGCGAUCGCGAUAUGAGGAGAAGGCGGAGUACAAUAUGGAGCGAGUAUCGUACAACUUUUGCGAGCAUUAG
Trichoderma harzianum CBS 226.95 is the source of this 1740-nucleotide messenger RNA. RefSeq lists its product as hypothetical. The transcript is spliced from 6 exons. Bases 1 to 1740 code for a protein of 579 amino acids. The record is from RefSeq and is a predicted model, not a curated record. NCBI's taxonomy places the organism in Eukaryota, Fungi, Ascomycota, Sordariomycetes, Hypocreales, Hypocreaceae.